CCGCUGCCUCGCCGGGCCUCAGGGCCCCGUCAGCCCGGCUCUCCGCUCGCCACCGGCGCCCUUCCACUACCGCCUCCGCCUGCGCCCCCUGCGCACCGUUGAGCCCGCCUGCCCGGGCGCCGGCCCCUUCCCAUGCGGGCGGCGCGGGCCCUGGGAGGGGCGCCCGGAGCCAGCCGCGCAGCAUGCACUGGGGGGUUGGCUUUGCCUCGUCCAGGCCGUGCGUGGUGGACCUGAGCUGGAACCAGAGCAUCUCCUUCUUCGGCUGGUGGGCCGGGUCCGAGGAGCCCUUCUCCUUUUAUGGGGACAUCAUCGCUUUCCCUUUGCAGGAUUACGGUGGGAUCAUGGCAGGGCUGGGCUCGGAUCCCUGGUGGAAGAAAACCCUUUAUUUGACCGGGGGAGCUUUGCUGGCCGCGGCUGCGUAUCUGCUCCACGAACUCCUGGUCAUUAGGAAGCAGCAAGAGCUCGACUCCAAAGACGCCAUUAUUUUGCAUCAGUUUGCAAGACCUAACAAUGGUGUCCCCAGCUUGUCUCCUUUCUGUUUGAAAAUGGAAACUUACUUAAGAAUGGCCGACCUUCCCUAUCAGAACUAUUUUGGUGGAAAACUCUCUGCUCAAGGGAAAAUGCCUUGGAUUGAAUAUAAUAAUGAAAAAGUGUCUGGCACAGAAUUCAUAAUCGACUUUCUGGAAGAGAAACUUGGAGUGAACUUAAACAAAAACCUUGGCCCCCAUGAAAGAGCUGUCUCAAGAGCUGUGACCAAGAUGGUGGAAGAGCACUUUUACUGGACAUUAGCUUAUUGCCAGUGGGUGGACAAUCUCAAUGAGACCCGGAAGAUGCUGUCACUUAGUGGUGGUGGUCCCUUCAGUAACCUGCUCAGGUGGGUCGUGUGCCACAUAACAAAAGGAAUUGUGAAGCGGGAGAUGCACGGCCACGGCAUUGGCCGCUUCUCGGAGGAAGAGAUUUACAUGCUGAUGGAGAAGGACAUGCGGUCUUUAGCAGGGCUUUUGGGUGACAAGAAGUACAUCAUGGGGCCCAAGCUUUCCACUCUUGAUGCCACUGUCUUUGGACACUUGGCACAGGCGAUGUGGACCUUGCCAGGGACAAGACCGGAGCGGCUAAUCAAAGGUGAGCUGAUCAACCUUGCCAUGUACUGCGAGAGGAUCAGGAGGAAAUUCUGGCCCGAAUGGCACCAUGACGAUGACAACACCAUCUAUGAGUCUGAGGAGAGCAGCGAGGGCAGCAAGACUCACACACCUAUGCUGGAUUUUAGCUUUUACUCAAGGACAGAGACCUUUGAAGAUGAGGGGGCUGAGAACAGUUUUUCCAGGACCCCAGACACGGAUUUCACCGGACAUUCUCUCUUUGACUCUGACGUGGACAUGGAUGACUACACAGAACACGAACAGUGCAAAUGAUGCCCCAUCAUGGACCAUCUUCCUCAGGAGUCAGCAUUCCCUGGGGUCGGUCUGGUUUCCCAGAUAGAAAUCCAUCUGAGCUGGGAGGAGAUCUUCAAGCCUGGCCCAGUUUCAACAUACCAACUGGACUAUAAACCGCCUUAUUUCCUUCUUUCUUUCUUUCUUUCUUUCUUUCUUUCUUUCUUUUUUUUUUUUUUGUACAAACAGAAAUACAGAACCAUUCAGAUGGCUCCGUCUAAAACAGACAAAACAAAUAUCAGCAUGGUA
Molecule: messenger RNA, 1679 nt
Organism: Rattus norvegicus (Norway rat)
Lineage: Eukaryota; Metazoa; Chordata; Mammalia; Rodentia; Muridae
Gene: Faxc
Product: failed axon connections homolog, metaxin like GST domain containing
Exons: 6
Coding region: 183-1412 (409 amino acids)
Cellular component (GO): membrane
Source: RefSeq, marked provisional